Messenger RNA from Brenthis ino (lesser marbled fritillary), 432 nucleotides. The record is from the annotation of a GenBank genome assembly. Lineage: Eukaryota; Metazoa; Arthropoda; Insecta; Lepidoptera; Nymphalidae.
AUGACAAUUGCCACGUGGCACGAUAUCGCCUCGUUCACGGAAACGCUGCAUGUCAAUUUUCUGGAAAAAUUGUCAAAAGUAGCACAGUGGUGCGGUGCGGCGGCGUGCUGCGACGAGCGAGCAAUUCGCGAGGCUUUGCGCAUGUGUGCUGCUCGUCGAGACGCGCGCGCGCACGUUCGGCACUGUGAUAAUGAAGUGUCGCGGUCCCGCUCGCACCACCGACCUCACAUCCCCGCCGAGAGGGACGGCAGGCGAUGUGCGCGUGCGUCGGAGCCUCCGCCGGCGCCGGCGCGACCUGCCCUCAUCAGUCUCCCCGCGGCGGGGAAGCAGUUCGCGUGUGCGAUUCCGCGUCAGCUCGCUCUGCGGCCUCCGACCACAUUGCGUCGCACACGAAUAUUUUUAGAUAACAGUGCGAAUAAUUUAUUCGUAAGU